GCGACUCUACUGAUGUGGAAGUGCUGACGACUGUGGAAAUGCAACAUGGACAAUUUCAUGAAGACGAAUCCCGUGGCAACAUGCCCUUCCAUGGAGCCGGGUCCGUCUCGCACUAAUAUGUUGCAAGACUAGUGCUUUCAGUGCGGAGAAAGAUUACGCGGAGCUAACGCGAAUGCUUGACAGAGCCAUUAUGAUGUUUUGUCCGCCUGGGAUGUUUUGGGGGAAGAGCUUUUAACGGUAUCUUUAUUUUAGCUUUUUAUUUUGCUUGUGCUCGUCGACAUAUCCGACUCCUAACUGUUAGUACCAGAACGAGCAAACAUUGGUGGUUUUCUGUACAGACAAUAGACUAUUCAUCGCUUCAUUUACAAAUUGUUUCUGAGGUUCAAGAAAUUCAAAAUGACUAUGGAAGGAUCUACAAUAAAGAGUCGGAUUAAAAAUCUCCUCCGCUCUCCAUCUAUCAAACUGAGGAGGAAUAAACCGGGAAACAACAAAGAGAACCUCGCUAAUAAGGUGACUCUAGAGAAGGUGCUAGGGAUCACUGCCUCAGGGAACCGGGGUUUGGCCUGUGACCCUCGAUCAGGACUGGUGGCAUAUCCAGCAGGGUGUGUGGUUGUCCUGCUGAACCCAAAGAAGAACAAACAGCAUCAUAUCCUGAACAGCUCCAGGAAAACAAUCACCACUUUGUCUUUCUCUCCUGAUGGCAAGUACCUGGUUACUGGAGAGAGUGGGCACAUGCCCGCGGUGCGGGUGUGGGAGGUGGCGGAGCGCUCACAGGUGGCAGAGCUCCAGGAGCACAAGUACGGGGUGUCCUGCGUGGCCUUCUCUCCCAACAGCAAGUACAUCGUGAGCGUGGGCUACCAGCAUGACAUGAUCGUUAACGUCUGGGCCUGGAAGAAAAACAUUGUGGUGGCAGCCAACAAGGUGUCAAGUAAGGUAUCUGCUGUGUCUUUCUCUGAGGACAGCUCGUACUUUGUGACAGCUGGGAACAGGCAUGUCAAGUUCUGGUAUCUGGACCACACCAAGUCCUCCAAGGUAAACGCCACCGUACCCUUGCUGGGCCGUUCUGGUCUCUUGGGAGAGUUGCGGAACAACUUUUUCAGUGAUGUUGCGUGCGGGAAAGGCCGUAAGGCUGAGAGCACCUUCUGCAUCACAUCUUCCGGCCUGCUGUGUGAAUUCAAUGAGAAGAGACUGUUGGAUAAGUGGGUGGAGCUACGGCGAAACGACAGCAUCCCAACCAGCCUGGCCACCUCUCUGUCUGUGAGUGAGGAGCUGAUAUUCUGUGGGUGUGCGGAUGGCACAAUCCGAGCCUUCAGUCCCAUCAACCUGCACUUUAUCUGUACCUUGCCACAGCCACACAGCCUGGGCACUGACAUCGCCACCGUCACUGAGGCCAGCCAGCUGUUCUCCUACAAACUAGAAGCACGCUUCCCUGACACGGUGGCGGUGAGCUACGAUCCAACCAACCGCUGGUUGUCGUGCGUGUACAAUGACCACAGCCUGUACGUGUGGGACACACGAGACCUGCGUAAAGUGGGAAAGGUGUACUCAGCCCUCUACCAUGCAGCCUGUGUCUGGAGCGUGGAGGUGUACCCAGAGGUGGCCAACGGGGAGCAGGCCUGUCUGUCUCCAGGCUCCUUCCUCAGCUGCUCCUCAGACAACACCAUCCGCCUAUGGAACACCGACGGCCACAGCUCCACCCUCAGCCACAACGUCAUCAGCAAUGACCUCAUGAAAAUCAUCUACAUGGACAACAACACCGCCACCUUGCUGGAUGCGGAAUGUGUGGCUACCAGUAACACGGAGAAGGCUGACCCCCAGACCUCUGAGAACAGGAGCGGCAUCAGGACUAUGUGUGUGAGCCCAGAUGGGCAGCACCUGGCAUCGGGAGACCGCAUUGGCACCCUGAGGAUCCAUGAUCUCCAGAGCAUGGAGGAGUUCUUGAAGGUGGAGGCCCACGAUGCAGAGAUUCUGUGCCUGGAGUACUCUAAGCCUGAGACUGGGAUGAGGCUUCUGGCUACUGCUAGCCGAGACCGACUGAUUCAUGUGCUGGAUGCAGAGCAGGAGUACAGCCUGUUGCAGACACUGGAUGACCACUCCUCCUCCAUUACCGCUGUCCGCUUCGCCGCCAAUGAAGGCAAAGUGAGGAUGAUCAGCUGCGGAGCUGACAAGAGCAUCUAUUUCCGCACAGCCAAAAAGACAAGCAACGGGACUGAGUUCACGCGCACCCACCACAUUGUGCGCAAAACCACUCUAUAUGACAUGGACGUGGACCCCACUCGCAAGUACGCCGCCAUCAGCUGCCAGGACCGCUGCAUCAGGAUCUUCAACAUUAGCAAUGGCAAACAGAAGAAGCUGUACAAGGGGUCCCAGGGGGAGGACGGGACCCUGAUCAAGGUGCAGAUUGACCCCUCGGGGCUGUAUGUGGCCACCAGCUGUUCUGAUAAGAACCUCAGCAUCUUCGAUUUCUACUCAGGAGAAUGUGUGGCCACCAUGUUUGGCCACUCAGAGAUUGUAACAGGAAUGAAGUUCACGAAUGACUGCAAACAUUUGAUCUCCGUCUCUGGAGACAGCUGUAUCUUCGUGUGGCGCCUGAACCCGGAGUUGACCAUCAGCAUGAGGCAGCGGCUCUCUGAGCUCAGGCAGAAGGGCAGGCCCAUACAGAAAACACCUCCCCAUAAACCGUCCGUUCUGAGUGACAAGGAAGCUGAAGAAGAUGGCUUUCAGGAAGAGGAAGAAGAAGAAGAGGAAGGUCCUGAGGAGGUCCCCUUGCACAUCUCCUCUGGAAGCAGCACUGGUGAAGACAUAGGUACCGGAGACAAUGGGCACAACUCCCAAAGGAAAAUGAAGCAGGACAUGAUGGCGGGGGGGAGGCGGGUGGAGACCCCUGUCCGGGCCGAGGUGCCCACCUCCCGGCCCCGGCGGCGCUGGUCCCGGCGCAUCGGCAAUAUGGAGCUGAUGGUGAAGUCCAUGCUGGACCUGCGGCAGCUGGAGUCCUUCACCAUGCUGUCCACACUGAGCACAGCCCUUCCCAUUACCUCUUCUAGGGAGGAGCUGGCGCAGAUCGGCAGUACCACCAGCCUACAGACCACAGGGGUGUCGGUGAUGAGGUCAGAGGAAAGAAUCCAGAGACUGCCCUCCCGCCCGCACCCCAUCUGGUUAACCCCCAAGACCCCUGAGACAGAGGGGGCAGUGUUAUACCCUGAAGGAUGCGAGGACCAGGACAGCCUCAUGUGCAGUGAGUAUCAAGUGAGAGAGCGGCCCCAUGGCCCCUUGAUUAGGUGUUACCAUAGGAACGAGUGCCAUGACAAGCACAGCCCAGACAGUGCCUGCUCCGUUGAUUAUUCCAGCAGUCGACUGUCGAGCCCAGACCAGCCCAGGGAAGACUCCGAAGCCACAGAGCCUCUCAGCAUGGAUGGGAACUCCUCUGAACUGGAGGGGGAAGAACUAGAGGAAGAGCUGGAAGAAGAGGGUGUUGAGAGAGGUGUGGUCACUGGGGCGGUGCCCCAGACACCAGACCAGGAGACCUUCCUGAAACAGCACUUCGAGACUCUGGCUGACCUCAACAGCACAGCAAGCCCAACCCGAACCCAGAGCAGCACUGAGAGUGUCAGCAUCUCAGCUUGGUUCCUGUCUCAGAGCUCCACCAGCAGCCGGAAUCCCUUCCUUUUCCCCUCUAAACUGGCUGGGGAGGCAAGGGCUGCUGGAGGUGUAGUGCGGCCCCUGGUCUCAGAGGUACGGCCCCUCAUGGAGCAGGGCCAGAGGAAGUGCUCUGAGGACAAGACGGAACUGGAGCCCCCUGAGAAAGGGCCCCUUCUGCGCUCCACCCCCCAAAAGAAGAGGACCCCUGGGGUGGACCCCCAUCGGGUGGCCAACCCCACCGCCAAAGCAGCCACCCCCAGUGUUGGCACAGAAGGGCUGAGGAAGUCCCAGUCUGUCCAGAACCUGGACACCAUCGCUGAUGGCCCCAGGACUCCGUACCGACCCUUCAGGGAGGUGUCCCCCCUGCCCAGUGAACGGGACCACCGUACCAUGCCCCGCCGGUCCCUCUCUGCUGCGCCCACGUCCCCCCAGCACCGAGACAGCAGCCUGCCCCUUCCCAAGGCCCUGAAGGCCCGCUCCUACAUGAGCCCCACAACCAGCUCCAUGGCCAAGAUGUCUCGCUCCAUUUCCAUGGGCGACAGCCUCAACCUGGGGGAGCCCAGCGAAGCCCUGCUCAGUCUGAGCAGCAGCAUAGAGUCCGGCUCCCGUAGGGGGUCAGGGUGUGACACACCCACAUUCAAGGGCAGCUCCAGCGACAAGAGCAAGGCAGCCUGUUUGCCCAUGGCCAUUGUCUCCACCACCACUGCCCCCCCCUCGGGGCCCUCCACACCCCGUGCUGCGGUUGCGCCCACCCUUAGCACUGUCAGCAGCAGCACCCCCUCCUCCAAAGUUCUCCAGACCAAGCUGACCAAUAGCCCCCGCUCCCACCUCACCCUGGAGAUCCCCAAACCCCUCCCAGACAGGCCCGCUGUGGCUGGCUUAUCCCCCAGCAGCAAAUCCUCCAAGGGCCCCAGAGAUGACCUCUCCCCCAGGUCUCCCACAAGUGCCUUCCUCAGCCGGUCAGCCCUGCAACGGCAGAUCCAGAGGCCAAUGAGCUCCAGCAAUGUCCAGCUGGUCACCGCCCUCCCUGCCAACCCAUGCAGGAUCUCCACGGAGAGCGCAGGAUUGGACAACGCAGGGACCCCCCUGCGGCCAGUGGGCGAGAGGGAGGAGGAGGAGGUGGAGGAGGAGGAGGCACCUCGAGCUGAAUUGGAGAUCCCCCUACUGGCUGGCCCUGUCCCCUUGCUGGCCCCGCCCAGCCCCCGAGACCCAGACACCUCUCUCAGUAUGGAAGCCUGUCACCUUGUGGCCAGGGAGCUGCAGAGCAGUAUGAAAAAGGCUGCUCAUCUAUACAGGAUGGUUAAUACUGCUGAAGAGGAGCCCAGUGUGGAGCUGCGGGAGAUGGCCCAGGUCCUGUUGGAGGCUUUCAGGGCUGUUCAAGCAGAGCUGGACUUGUUGCCACCCUUUGUGCCCACGGGAGGAACAGAGAGUACCCUAUGUGCAUUUGGGAGCCAAGACGGGGGCCCCAGUGAGGAGAAGACCCUAGCUCUGCUGGAGCAGUACUCUGAGCUUCUCCUGAAGGCAGUAGAGAAGAGGCUAGACAACAAACUAUGACCCCUUCCCUGAACACACACCCACCAUUUAAGACUCUGCUUCUAAUCCACAGCCAUUUUUCAACAGGCCCUGCAUCCUGGCUGAGACUUAUUGGCACAUUCAGGAUUGAGAGCCAUGGUUCAAGGAUGUCUGCACCACACACACCAUUUUUGUCCAGCUAUUCAAAAGCUGUUUACAGGACUGUGUUGUUGAGCAACAGCUUCACCUGGUGGCCUAACUGAACAGAAAGUAUAAUUUGGCACCACACCACCUUUCAAUGUGGACCAUUGACACUCUUCCUCUCAUAACCACUUGUUUGGCCUGGUUGUCAAAUACUGCCCCACCCUUUUAUUGUGACUUCAAAGAACGGUUUUAAAAUGCAGUUCUCAUUCAGGCAAAUUUGUCAAACAACCUGCAGGUCUUUUCAGGAUGCAGAGGCCUGCUGUAUCUCUGAUGGUAACUUUCUGCUUGAAAAGAAAACCUGCUCUGAAUAAAGCAAAUGCCUGGUUCCCAGCACAAGAGAGGCAGUAGAGCAGGAACAGUCAGCCAGCAAAUUGCUGCUGUUGAAUGGACCCAUCUGAAAGACAGCCAUCUGGCUGCCUGCAUUUUUACACUAUCUUAAUCUUUUUAAUGUGAAUUACCUGUGAGGUGGCUGCUGACUCUAAGCAAAUGAAUACCCAGAAACACUAAAGCAGUCGGCCUGCACAGACUUAUGCCCUGCAAUAUAUAGGGGCAACCCUUUCUAAGAUUCAACCUCUGGAUCCUCUCUGACUUUUUAUUGAAUAAAUGUUACAUAUUGUGUUUGAAUUGCUUUUAGGUUUAUUUAGGGUGUGUGACUUGUAUUUAUUUUGUUGUGGAAAAUCAGUGUGAGAAAAUUGUACAGUGCAUGUGUUUUUAUAUUGGAUGUUAAUCGUAUUACUAGAGUCUGUGCCAGAACUAAGGGCAGUGUCACCAGACAAAGCAAAGGUCAAAGGUUACUUUAAUUCAAUGUCUAUGAAGAUUUUGAACAUACUGAAGGAUUGGUGUGUUUCCAAGAGCAUAUAUUUCAGGUGAAUUUUAUAAAAGCUCAACAUCUUUAUUAUUGGUAAUUUUUUAUUCCAAAUUCAUAUUCCAGAGACUUGUCAUUUCUCAAUGAACUUGGUGCCUUUAUUGAAAAUGACCAGCAUUUUUUACAUAAUCAGUUCUAAUUGCUUAAAAGUUUUUAAGUGAAGGAAUCUGUAUUAGGGAACUGAAAAGGACACUACUACCUCUCCAUAAAUCUGAGGUUGAUAAAAAGUGCUUCUUCAUGAUGAAACAAUGUGAUUAUAAAUGAUUAAAGAAAUGGCCUUCCUCCAGUGGCACUGAGACACUAUGCUCCUGGGUGGAGCUGAACCGAGGGGAGGAGAGGAUUGGACAGAAGUUAGAGGAAUGUCAUGAGGAACAUCAUGCCAUGGCCAUAAUCGGUGAUCAGGCAAGUUGUUUUUCAGUGAGGAAUACUCCACACAUGGCUUUGUGAUUGGCCCCCAGGCACAGCUCUUUAACUAUAGUCAGUCCAACCCAAACAGUACAGUGAACAUACCUCUAGGUGGCCUCCAGUCCAGAUCUCCAUUCCUCAAUGCCCUGCAGGUUGUGGUGUCUUCACCCUGGUUUCUGGCACACUGUUUCUUACUUUGCAAAUGACAUUAUAAAGCACUUUUAUUCCUCUUUACUACAGUGAGUAGGUCAAACUUUGGCGUUGCCAGACUUCUAGGUCAGCUCUGACUUGGAGGGUCAGUUUCUCUCUCUCUGUCUCUAUCUCAUAAAUCAUGCCAUUCUUUACCAUGCUGCCAUAGCAACAGUGGCAUCCCUCUGCCAGACAGGCACAGUACUGCCUGCCACUCCUGUGCAUCUAUCUUGACUUUUGUCCAGCUAAUGACAUACACCCCUGCUCCCCCUAUGCAGUCACUCAUGUUGGAUGACCCUCAAAAGACCUGCUGCGAUUCUAUAGGGUAUAGUCCAUAUUGAACAAUAACUAUAAGGACAUCGUAUAUAUAUAUAUAUAUAUAGUAUGGAAUGAUACUGUCUCUAAGGCACUGUAAAGAAGUCCAGCUACAAUGAGUGGCAACUAAUGGCCCUGACACAACGCUCUUCAGUUAGUCUGGACUAUAUUAUAGCAUUCCUAUCAGUAAACCAUUGGUGCAGUCAAGCUGAAUUUGCUUUUGUUGCAGAAUCACAUACUGUAAAGCACAGACUGGUGUGGUUCUGCCUCUCACCUCCACAUGUAGUGGGACCAAUCUGGAUCUGAUAAAACCAGGCCAAACCUGCUCCUUCUGGUUCAAAUUCAUUUGAAGGCAAGAGUGUGUGGACCACAAAAACUUUGUUUCCUUUACUUGUACAGAGGAAACCAUGCUACCCCUGAGUAACUGUGGGGGGAAAAAGGCUUUGAAAUAACUAGUAUGUAGUGUGUCUCCACCCAACACUGUCGACAUUCUCAUGUCAAAUUCAGAAUCUGUCCCUGUAAUACCCCAUCUGUCCUUAAGAGAUCAUUGUCUCCCUCUGAAGGUCAAAUGAAUGCGACAUGUACAUGAAUUUUGCACAUUAGUGAUGAGCGGCUCUGGGCUGUACCUUACCAAUUUAAUACGUGGGGUGUAUGCAUGGCGGGCUGUGGGGUGUGGGGCUGGUGCUCCCCUAAACAACAUUGCAUGCUUCUACAUAUCAGACCCAGCCAUUGUAUUGAGGGUCUCAGCAUUAUUCCUGAAGUAGCUCUUAGUUUGGAUGGCAGAUUCCCAUUAAGAUUCUGACCCUGUCUUAAUGCUUCAGCUUAGAUGGACCAAAACAAGCUGUCUGUUAGAAAGAGUUAUCUCUGACUUUGGCAAGUUCAGUUCUGUGUGUU
Megalops cyprinoides (Indo-Pacific tarpon) is the source of this 8023-nucleotide messenger RNA. RefSeq names its product mitogen-activated protein kinase binding protein 1 (gene mapkbp1). Lineage: Eukaryota; Metazoa; Chordata; Actinopteri; Elopiformes; Megalopidae. The record is from RefSeq and is a predicted model, not a curated record. Bases 397 to 5193 code for a protein of 1598 amino acids. The transcript is spliced from 31 exons. Gene Ontology annotation, molecular function: protein binding.